Electrophorus electricus (electric eel) is the source of this 3983-nucleotide messenger RNA. RefSeq names its product phospholipase A2, group VI (cytosolic, calcium-independent) (gene pla2g6). The record is from RefSeq and is a predicted model, not a curated record. Gene Ontology annotation, cellular component: mitochondrion. Gene Ontology annotation, biological process: cardiolipin acyl-chain remodeling; positive regulation of ceramide biosynthetic process. Lineage: Eukaryota; Metazoa; Chordata; Actinopteri; Gymnotiformes; Gymnotidae. Gene Ontology annotation, molecular function: protein binding; long-chain fatty acyl-CoA hydrolase activity.
AAGUGAGGUCCCGAUGGUCGGGGUUGUUUAUCAGAUAAUCCGGAGCGGAAUGCAGAUGCUGCGAAUCAGUUAAGCUCAAGAUCAGAAUGCAGUUCCUUGGCCGUAUUUUGGACACCGUGAGCUCCGUAUCCAGCCUGUUCAGUAACCCGUACCGCGUGCGGGAAGUCCCUCUAUCGGAGUAUGGCAGCUGGGUGAGGCUGAAACAGGAGGGACAGAUGAUGCUGUACAGGAACUUAUCUAACCACUUGUGGGACUGUGUGCUCCUGUUACCUGACAGCCUGUCCAUGGGGCUGAGGUUGUUCCAAGUGGCAGCAGAGGCAGAUGCCAUGAACUGGUUUCCUCAGUAUGCCCUUAAACUCCGCCCAUUUUAUGAGACACUCCGCCCACCACUUAAACCAGAGACACUUCAGCCAAUCGCAGAUUGUCUGCGGAACCACCCGGACUGGAGCUCAGCCCACAUCUCUGUGGACACUGGUCUGCGGGAGUGCCUGAAGCACAAUUAUAUCUUGGGACAGAUAAACGCGCGGGACUUGCAGGGCCAGACGCCGCUGCACCUGGCUUGCGAGCACGGCGACGUCGGCUGCGUUCGCGAGCUGCUGGAGGAGUGCCAGGCUCGCACCGACAUCAAGGACAGGAAUGGGGAUACGCCCAUGCACUGCGCCGCAAAGCAGGACUCCGCCGCCGUCGUGGAGGUGCUGUGCUCUCAGCGGUGCAUGGGGAUCAACGAGCUCAACGUCGCCGGGGAAACGCCGCUGCAUGUGGCUUGCCGACUGGGAAAGGCGGAAUCGACCCUGGCGCUGAUCAGGGGCGGUGCCAGCUGCGACGUAGUCGGGGGGCGUGGCUACCCAAUCCACACAGCUAUGAAGUACAGCCAGAGGAGCUGUGCUGAGGCAAUUCUGGCUGCUAACCCAGGGCAGCUGCAAGCAGAGGACCUUGUGUAUGGGGGAACUCCUCUUCACUGGGUCAAGACUGAUGAGAUGGCCCGUCUUCUGCUGGACCGCGACUGCUACGUGAACUACCUGAGCAAGACCGGCGAGAGCCCAUUGCACAUCCUCACCAAGAGGGGGCGUUUCGAGGCUGCCAUGACGCUGCUGACCCACGGCGCCGAUCCCAACAUCAAGGGCGAGGGCGGCAACACAGCCCUGCACCUGGCCAUGAAGCUGGACCACAUGGGCCUGAUAAAAGUCCUGAUGGUGUUCGGAGCGGACGUGGAGGUCCACAACGAUCUGGGAGAGACCCCGGGGCUAAUCGCCGCACGCACCAGCAAGGGCCCCAACCGUAAAGUGCUGCUAAAGAUGCUCUGUAGUGUAGGGGUGGAGCGAUGUCACCCACCUUCCCCUGACAUCCUGCUAGCCAGCACUAGGAGAGCUCCAGCUCCUGUUCUAGGGUUCGACGACCUCAUCCAUGCUGCAACUGCCAUUUCCGCCAUUACCAGAGGUCUCGUGGAAGUGGACAGCCAUAAAACCGGAACCAUGAAAAGGGACAGGCUGCUGUGUCUGGACGGGGGAGGCAUUAAGGGACUGGUGUUGAUACAGGUGCUGAUUGCACUAGAGAAGGAGGCCGGUCGGCCCAUCAGGGAGCUGUUCGACUGGGUGGCCGGAACCAGCACCGGUGGCAUUCUGGCUCUGGCUAUAGUCCACGGUAAAUCGAUGGAGUACCUACGGUGUCUCUACUUCAGGAUGAAGGAGAAGGUGUUUAAAGGGUCACGACCUUACGAGUCUGCCCCUCUGGAAGAGUUCCUCAAGCAGGAGUUUGGAGAGGACACCAAGAUGACUGACAUCAAGCACCCCAAGGUGAUGGUAACUAGUGUUCUAGCAGACAGGCACCCAGGUGAGCUACAUCUCUUCCGGAACUACGACCCUCCCAGCCUGCCCCGAGACCCGCCGUAUGCUUCAACUGCCACCUUCAAACCCCUCACCAUACCACAGGGCUGGGAGGAUGAGGAUGUGUUGAUAGUGGGAUACACUCAGGAACCUCUCAAAAAGCAUAGGAAGGUGACAGAUGAAGAGCAGGCAGUGUGGCGGGCCGCCCGCUCCAGUGGCGCCGCCCCCACCUACUUCCGACCAAUGGGACGGUUCCUGGACGGAGGUCUGCUGGCCAAUAACCCUACCCUAGACGCCAUGACGGAGAUCCACCAGUAUAACAAAGCGCUGAAGGUUCAGGGGCGGGACGAUGAGGUAAACGGGCUGGGCAUGGUCGUGUCGUUGGGUACAGGGAAGCCGCCGCAGGUUGUGGUGAACUCGGUGGACGUGUUCCGACCCUCCAACCCCUUGGAGCUGGCCAAGAGCUUUGUGGGAGUCAAAGAGCUGGGCAAGAUGCUAGUGGACUGUUGCACUGACUCUGAUGGCUGUGCAGUAGACAGGGCCCGCGCCUGGUGUGAGAUGACCGAUAUAAUAUAUCACAGGCUGAGUCCUCAGCUCUCCACGGAGGUGUUGCUGGACGAGGUGAGCGACGCGGCUCUGGUGGACAUGCUGUGGGAGACGCAGAUGUACCUGUACGAGAACCGAGACACCCUGCAGCUCCUCUCCCAGCAACUGCUGCGGCCCUGACCCCCCCCCCCCCCCCCCUCCCCACACACACACACACACACGCACGCACACACACACAAAAGCAUGAGUAUGAUCAAUAAGAGGAAACCUGGAUCAUGAAUGAGUGACAGUGAAUGAGAGAGAAUAUUGAGUGAGGAAGGGUGUGUCUGUGUGUGAGAGAUAGGCAACUCUAGUGCUACUCUACUGCUACUGCUAGAUUACUGGAAGGAUUACUAAAGGCCUUGUUCUGACACACAGUCAAGCAUUCUGCCCAAGCAUUCAGGCCAGUGGAUGGGCUGGCUCAGGUGUGACAGGCACUUGUUUCAGCCAAUGCCUACGCAGCGGAAGCUUCUGGGGUGUGACUCAUCAUUUCACUCGUUUACUCAGUUGCACGCUGCCUGGUUGGACACACAAGGCCGUUCAUGAACAGGAACGCUUGUAUCGACACUGCUCACAGGAAACUGAUGGCAGUGGUGCAUCACAACUAUGAUACAAGUACGAUACAACACAUUGAUAAGAUGUGUUCUGUAUUAGCGAGAUGGGGUGCUGGGAGGAGAAUGCUAGGCACAGGUGUGUGUGUGUGUGUGUGUGUGAGAGGGAGAGAGCGAGAGGGAUAGAAGUGGGUCAGUAAAGCUCUUAAUGUAAAUACAAAAUGUUAUAAGAACAGGUUGUUGGCUUCAAAGCCUUAGCCAAGACCCUUUGGAACCCCUCUGUGUUGGUAGCAUUGAUUUACCAUGUGGUGGUGUGAGUUGCACUAAAGAUGGUGAUGGUGCUGAAGUCUAAUUCAAAGACUGAUUCUCCCAUGAGUUUUAAGUAGGCCAAAGGGCCAGAAUUGCUCGACAUAUCACCUGAAGUAUAAAGAUUUUGUUUGUUUUUCCGAGCACAGGUAAUCAAAAGUCUGAAAGCUGACAUUCUAUUGUAGUAGUCUGCUCUGAAAUGAUUAUUAAUAUUCUAACACUUGGACCACGUGACAAGCCAGUAAUGUGUAACAAGCAAAAGGUUAAAAGGUCACUUAUUUGACCUUUAAGUUUAUUGACCAGAAUAUUGGUAGCUGCAUCAAUUCUAGGCAUGUGCUGAAACACUACAGAACUAACCCCUCAUCGUCCAUUCCAGAGCUCAGAUGAAGAAGUGAGUGUUUUGGAUCUGCUUCAGAACAACAGCAGAUUCAGCUAGUCGUCAUGUAUGAAGGUAAACCCAAAUCUGACCUCAUUUGCUCCAAAUGGUCAGCAGUGUAAAGAAAAGCAGGCAUUAGGUCUCUGCUGGCUGUUGGUGCGCUCCAACAUAUUUACCUCUUUUUCUUCUGCCAUUCCUGACAUUGGUGGUUAUUUUGACAGUUUUGUUUUAAUAUGUGUGUGUGUGUGUGGCUUGAAAUGUUGCUGCUUUGUUGGAUUUUAUACUCUAAAUAAAUACUGAAACUUAUUUAUAUGAAAUCGCUUCAUUAAAGUGUGAUAAAUA